CCCGGCGCGCGCGCGCGCCCGUGGAAUCCCCGCCGGCGCUCCGCCGCCGGAGAUGGUGGGGCCGCCGCCGCCCGAUCACGACGCGGAGCGCCUGCUCCUGCCGCAGCCGGACGGCGCCGACCGGUCGUGGCGGCUCAACUUCGACGUUCUCCAGUUCUCGCCGGAGCGCACGGGGGGCGAGAGGAAACGGGCCGGCGGCCGCCUACACGGCUGUUGCCUCGGGGUUUUAGGUCCUGAAGAUAAUGUGGCCGAGUACUAUCAACAGCAGGUAGAAAUGCUUGAGGGAUUUAAUGAAAUGGAUGCCCUAGCGGAGCGUGGUUUCGUUCCUGGAAUGUCAAAGGAAGAGCGUGAGAAGUUGGCUAAAAGCGAAACAUUUGCCAUCAGAAUAUCAAAUGUUGCAAACAUGUUUCUUUUUGCUGCUAAAGUUUAUGCAUCUAUUCGAAGUGGUUCAUUAGCCAUAAUUGCUUCCACACUGGACUCUCUUCUCGAUCUUUUGUCCGGAUUUAUCUUGUGGUUCACUGCAUUCUCCAUGCAAACGCCUAACCCUUAUCAUUAUCCCAUAGGAAAGAAACGUAUGCAACCAUUGGGUAUUCUUGUUUUUGCUUCUGUUAUGGCAACAUUGGGUUUGCAGAUAAUUCUGGAGUCAGCGCGCCAGCUUCUGUCUGAUGAAGCUGAAUUCCAUUUAACAAAAGAGCAAGAGAAAUGGGUUGUGGGCAUUAUGCUGUCAGUUACCCUGGUUAAACUGUUACUGGUUGUCUAUUGCCGAUCUUUCACUAAUGAGAUUGUCAAAGCUUAUGCCCAGGAUCACUUUUUUGAUGUCAUCACUAAUGUCAUUGGCUUGAUUGCUGCACUGCUUGCUAAUUAUUUUGAUGACUGGAUGGACCCUGUUGGGGCUAUUAUCCUGGCCUUGUACACCAUCCGGACGUGGUCCAUGACGGUGUUGGAAAACGUGAACUCCCUCGUGGGGAGAGCUGCUGCUCCAGAGUUUCUGCAGAAGCUCACUUAUCUCUGUUGGAACCAUAACAAGGCGAUCAAAAACAUCGACACCGUCCGGGCUUACACUUUCGGAUCGCACUACUUUGUCGAGGUCGACAUCGUUCUGCCCGCCGACAUGCCCUUGCAAGAGGCUCACGACAUCGGGGAAUCCUUGCAGGAAAAGCUGGAGCUCCUUCCCGAGAUCGAGCGCGCAUUUGUACAUCUCGACUACGAGUACUCUCACAAGCCAGAGCAUGCGCAAGCACACUCGUAGCAGCAUCCCCUGUAUCUAUGGAUAACUUUUAACUUUUUACAUGACGAGUAACUGCCACGUCUUAUGAAACACGAUUUCGCUGUUGGAAGAAAAACAGUGGGCACUAAUGCUAUAAGAUGUAUUAUUAAUGCUGGGGCAUAUGUUUGCAUUCG
Syzygium oleosum is the source of this 1401-nucleotide messenger RNA. RefSeq names its product metal tolerance protein 11. The transcript has 6 exons. The coding region runs from base 53 to 1249 and encodes 398 amino acids. NCBI's taxonomy places the organism in Eukaryota, Viridiplantae, Streptophyta, Magnoliopsida, Myrtales, Myrtaceae. Gene Ontology annotation, molecular function: manganese:proton antiporter activity. Gene Ontology annotation, biological process: transmembrane transport; monoatomic cation transport. Gene Ontology annotation, cellular component: membrane. The record is from RefSeq and is a predicted model, not a curated record.